GGUUUUGUAGUUUUUCAACAUUGACAUCAUCGAAAAAUCGAUUUAUCGCUUGGUCGUCGGUAUGCGUUUUGGCUGCAGUGUGUUACUUUGUUUUUGUGUCUGAACAUUAGAGCCUAGGCCUAGGUUUUCUUUAUUUUGUUUUUGGAAACAAUAUACAGCUCUAGAGUCAGAAUGGAUUAAAUUAUUGUCAUGAGUUACUGUACCUUCUUUGUUGGAGAUUUUCUUUCUAUGGGUUCAUUGAGAAGUUUAGCUGAGGAUGCAGCAAAUUUUGUUGGAAUAUUGAUUGCUCGGUGGUAAAUCCAAAUUGCAAUCAAGAUGCAAUCACCAAUAACGCUACCAAUCCGGCUCUUUCGACCGCAAAGUGAGGGAGACGGCCAAGAUGGUCUGCACCUUGUGAAUGGCAUCAGUGAGGAAAAUAGUAGCAAUCUUUCAAACAGUCGAGGUGGGAAUGAUGAAACCAAGGCCAGCCAGCUCAUCUCAGACUUAAAAUUAGCCAUUAAGAAACAGCAAAAUGGUCAUCACAAUGGAUGCAAUGGAAUUGCAGACUUGCACAUCGACGAGGAAUCUGAUAUCUCGCAAAAACUUGAAGAUAUGAAAUUACAAUCUAAUAGUCAUUUAAAUGGUCAUCAUGAAAUGAAUGGAGAUGACCACUAUAGAACUACAUCUUUACGAAAAUCCAAAAAUAAAAAGGACAGAAGAUCACAGAAGUUGGCGGACCUGCCUCCGCCUAAAGAGUCUUUGCUUUUGCGUUUAUUUGAAUCAAAACUUUUAGACAUGUCUAUAACCAUUACUCACCUAUACAAAUCCAAGGAACCAGGAGUACAAAGCUACAUAGGUAAUAAAUUAUUUUCGUUGCAAGAAUCAGACUUUGAUUUUUACUUAUCUCAAGUGUUGAAUAUGUACUGUUAUAUGACGGAGUUAGCAGAAUCCAUGCAUCCGUACCUAGUAUCACGAUGUAAAGCCAGCAUUGAUUUUUCAUUAGAGACAGCAUGGUUACUAGGGGCUUAUCUGGACCCAAACCUGGUCUCGAAAAAACAUUCACGCGCAACCAAAUUACGUAAACAAAUUUUAUCAGAGGAGCUUCGUUCAAAACACAGCAUCAGGAUUAAUGGGUUUUUGAAAAACGGGAUGACCUCUGUAGACUCUCCAAUGAAAAAGCCGAUGACCCACACCAGGUCAAGGUCAGAUGCAUCGCUAGCUAUGACAUGUAGUUUAGCCAAGUAUGCAAUCCCGACCAGUAAAUCAGAAUUAGCGUUGGGUGACUUGAGCUCCGGUAGAGCCUUCUGCAAUGGCUGUACAUGUUUUGAUAGCUCUACCAGUAUGCUUAAUGAAAUCACAGGAAGACAAAACUAUGAUGAAUGCCAAUGUGAGGCACCUAGACUGGCACCGAUGAUAGAGUUUGUUGAUGCAUUAAUGAACAUUGGAAAGCGAUUGCAAGGCUUGCCAACACGAGAUAUGCGAAUGUCACGUCUCUUCGCUGAAAUAUCCAUGUUGAACAUGAAUCUUCCAGCUAGGAUCUGGUUGCCAACUAACAUGGAUAUUCCCAACCAUCAUAUUGUCAGGAUUCCGCAAACAUGUGCUGUGGUACUCAAUUCCAAGGAUAAGGCGCCGUAUCUUAUAUAUGUGGAGGUACUUGAAUGCGAAAACAAACACACAUCGCCUGUACCGAAGAAGGUCUUAGAAAACACACUGAGAUAUACUCGAUCUGAGGAAAACCUGCACAAUUGCUACGAGAGUGAAUCAACCGUAUCACCAUGUGCUUUCUCCAUCUAUCACCUGAAUGAUAUUGACCAUGAUUGCUGGGCUCAAGACGAGGAUGAAAUACUUGCACAAUAUCAAUUUCCAAAGAAGAGCACCCCAAGCGAUACGAUAUCACAGUUGUCUCAUGAUAGUACAACAAGCGGAGACAGUAAAGAAUAUUACAUCGCUGCUGCUGAUGUCCGAAGACGACUCAGUGACUAUAUCACAAUGCCAACCACCACAUUCAAGCGAGACCCUGAUGAUCCUUCGGCGGCAGCUCUGAAAGAACCUUGGGAGGAAAAGGUUGAUAGGAUACGCGAAGCAUCACCAUAUGGCGUACUACCUAACUGGAAGCUGCUGUCGGUUAUCAUUAAAUGUGGCGAUGAUCUGCGACAAGAACUCCUAGCAUACCAGCUUCUUAAGCAACUUCAGACAAUUUGGGGCCAAGAGCGUGUUCCACUAUGGGUAAAGCCAUAUCGUAUCUUUGUGACAUCCGACAACAGUGGUAUGAUAGAGCCAGUACUAAAUGCAGUGUCAUUGCAUCAGAUCAAGAAGAACAGUAAGCUGUCGCUACUCAACUACUUUAUUCGAGAGUUUGGUGGCUUGAACACAGAGGAAUUCCUAAAUGCGCAAAGGAACUUUGUGCAGAGCUGUGCUGCAUAUUGUCUAAUCUGCUAUCUUAUCCAAGUAAAGGACAGACACAAUGGUAAUAUUCUCCUUGACAACGAAGGCCAUAUUCUUCAUAUUGACUUUGGUUUCAUUCUGACUGCAUCACCUCGCAACCUCGGAUUUGAGAGUUCCCACUUCAAGCUGACACCGGAAUUUGUAGAGGUGAUGGGAGGUCUUGGAAGUGAUAUGUUUGAAUAUUUCAAAAUUUUGAUGUUACAAGGAUUAAUAGCUGCAAGGAAGCACCAAGACAAGAUCAUACAGUUGGUAGAGAUCAUGCAGAUGGGAGUCGGUUCUCACCUACCAUGUUUCAAGCAAGGAUCAAGUACAGUGAAGCAACUGCGUGAUCGAUUCCAUAUGAACUUAACUGAGGAACAAUUACAAUUGUGGGUAGAGAACAUGGUUGAGUCGAGUAUGCAUUCAUUAACAACAAGACUUUAUGAUGGUUUUCAGUAUUUUACAAAUGGAAUCUUGUGAAGAAAUGAUUAAUUCCAGGCAAUCAUGUUUGCCGUUUGAAAUAAUGCAGAGUACUCGUUAGCGCAUAUAAACCAUCAGUUCCUUCAUUUGAAUGAUACUUUUUUAUCCUGUCAUGUGAAUGGACAAACAUGUCCAUCUGAAGUGUGAAUGGACCGCUUGCAAAGCGAGUAGGCAACUCUACUAAUUCACCAAACUCAAUUAGUAGACAACGCCGGUACUUGACAAAACUUAUCAUCAUGUUGUCUUUCUAAGGAGUCAGGUUUUAGUAAUCUCAAUGCAAUAUUGUAGAAAAUGGAAAGAAUUUGUCUAUUGUGCAGGAGAAAACAUAUACAAACCAGCAAACCAUGUGUAACCUGGAUGGACCAAAACCUUCAAGAAGUGGUUAUAAAAUUUUCAGUUCUUAAUUAAAUACUUGCCUUCUUACUCAAAGAGUACCAGUUUUGGGUUUUUUUUUUAUAUAUAUACAACAGACGUCAUCCCAAAGUAAAUAUAACAACUUGAACCAAAUUACCAUUUAAGACUUACAUUCUUGAUUUCUUUUUCUUUUAAUUAAUGGUUAUUUAUAAAUUUCUGAUUUGUAACGGUGAAAAUGUUGGCUUUGUAUUCUUUGGAUGAUUCAGUCAUAUCUGAAUUUUGAAUGAGUGUAUUCCAAUUAGAUUAACGCUUGCCUUUUGAGCUUUGUCAAAUAUUUCAAUUCUUAUGUGUUCUCUCCAGGUCGUUGAACUCAAAGGGAUAUGUUUUUUUUUUAUGUUUAACAAUGCAAGUGUGUAGUAUUCCUCUUCACACAAAAAAAUGUUUAUUAAUUAGCUAUAAGGAACAGAUAUAUGUAUUAAAAUUAACACGUUGACUGCCA
Molecule: messenger RNA, 3736 nt
Organism: Anneissia japonica
Lineage: Eukaryota; Metazoa; Echinodermata; Crinoidea; Comatulida; Comatulidae
Product: phosphatidylinositol 4-kinase beta-like
Exons: 14
Coding region: 316-2883 (855 amino acids)
Biological process (GO): phosphatidylinositol phosphate biosynthetic process; phosphatidylinositol-mediated signaling
Cellular component (GO): membrane; cytoplasm
Molecular function (GO): 1-phosphatidylinositol 4-kinase activity
Source: RefSeq, a predicted model, not a curated record